This is a messenger RNA of Neurospora hispaniola, 891 nucleotides long. RefSeq lists its product as uncharacterized. The coding region runs from base 1 to 891 and encodes 296 amino acids. The record is from RefSeq and is a predicted model, not a curated record. The transcript has a single exon. NCBI's taxonomy places the organism in Eukaryota, Fungi, Ascomycota, Sordariomycetes, Sordariales, Sordariaceae.
AUGUCCUCCACCCCCAGAGUCUGGCUUAUCACCGGCGCCUCCUCCGGCCUCGGCCGCGAGAUUGCCCUCCGCGCCCUCGCCCAAGGCGACAUCGUCUUCGCCACCGCUCGCAACACGGCCAAGAUCCCUGAAUCUUUGACCUCCCAGGAACUUUGCAUUCCCGAGACCCUGGACGUCACCUCCCCCGAUGCCGUCCUCGCCGAGACCGUCGCCCGCAUCGUCUCCCAUCCCAAGAACGUUUCGGGCCGCAUCGACAUCGUCGUCAACUCGGCCGGCUACGUCCUGGCCGGCGGCUGCGAGGAGGCCUCCGCCGAGGAGGCUUUCGCUCAGUUCAACACCAACGUUUUGGGCCAGCUGGCCGUCGGCCGCGCCGUGCUCCCUGUUCUGCGCCGUCAGCGCGCCGGAACCUUGGCGAACGUGGGCUCCAUCCUGUCCUACCUCGGUCCCCCGGGCGGUGGUCUGUACAGCAGCACCAAGGCCGCGUGCUCCAUCCUGUCCGAGGCUCUGACGGGCGAGGUCAAGCACCUGGGCAUCAAGGUCACCUGCAUUGAGCCCGGCUACUUCAGGACGUCCGUCCUCGACCAGGGCCAUCUGAUCCAUCCCGCCCGGACGAUUCCCGAGCUCAGGGGCCCCAACGGAAGCGAGGAGAUGAAGAAGACGUUGGCUAUGUGGGAGGCGGCCAACAACAAGCAGCCUGGCGACCCCAAGAAGCUGGCGGCUGUUGUUGUCGACGCCCUCAGUGGAAACGGCAAGUAUGCGGACCGUGAACUGCCCGCGAGACUGCUUAUUGGAAGGGAUGCCUAUGAGAUUUGGGCGGCGGUGCAGGAGAAGCAGAAGAAGCAGAUGGAGGAGUGGAGGGAGGAGUGCACGAGCACGGAUUUUACUGAGUAA